Molecule: messenger RNA, 1728 nt
Organism: Arachis duranensis
Lineage: Eukaryota; Viridiplantae; Streptophyta; Magnoliopsida; Fabales; Fabaceae
Product: DELLA protein RGL1-like
Exons: 1
Coding region: 1-1728 (575 amino acids)
Biological process (GO): regulation of DNA-templated transcription
Cellular component (GO): nucleus
Molecular function (GO): sequence-specific DNA binding; DNA-binding transcription factor activity
Source: RefSeq, a predicted model, not a curated record
AUGGUGAGCGAGCGUUUCUCUCCAACAGGUUUCAAUCUCAACGGAAUCCUCGACGGUUAUGGUUCAAUACAAGAAGAGCAUGUUGAGUUUCGAGUCGAAGAUACCACCAACACCUCAACAAUAACGAAAUUUCUUGGAGACAUGAAUAACAAUAAUCCAAUCCCUUAUAAUGAGAAAAACGAGCCCCAGCAACAUGAUGAUUUCAAGUUUGAUAACUUGGUGCUAGAAGAGUUCAGCUUUUACCCUGAUCCACAUCAAAAGACACAACCAUUAUUAUUGCCACAAAAGAAUAAUAAUCAAUCGUUGGUCAGAAAAAUAAGUUCGGUUGAACCACCACGGUCGCCACCUCCGCCUCCUUCAUGGGAGCUCCUCUGCAGUUACGGAAGCAGGAUCCAGAGGUUAGGACGGAGAAACUUAAGCGGCGCCAGCGAAGAAGCGAAAACUAGCACUAGCAUUAGUCCCCAGAAGUUAUCAACAGAGGAAAUAGUAAGAUUGGCAGGAACAAGGUAUGUGCAAUACUCUUCACAAUGGCAAGAUAAUUGGUUCAUGCCAAUGCAUCCUUAUGCUCAAAUUGGUUUCAUGAUUUUGUCUGAAGAGGAAAAUAGGGACAUUGACCUUGCCCAAUUUCUCCUAGCUUCAGCUGAUAAGAUUGGGUGCCAACAAUUCGAGCGUGCGAAUUCAUUGCUCCUUCAAUGCCAAUGGAAUUCAUCAAAUCUUGGGAACACAGUUCAGAGACUCGUCUUUCAUUUCUCUUGCGCACUGAAAGAAAGGCUGAAUAGAGAGAUAGGAGGGAUGGUGUUAGAGAGGAAUUCGCAGAGGGAACUGGUUGAAGCAAUGCAAAUGGAUCAUAACUCGGCGAUUGCAUGCCAUCAAAAGCUUCCUUUUAAUCAAGUGAUGCAAUUUGUUGGUGUGCAAGCUUUGGUUGAGCAUGUUGCAUCAAAAACCAAAAUCCAUUUGAUAGAUCUUGGGCUUGGAUAUGGGCUGAUGGCGACAGUUCUUAUGCAAGCUCUGGCCGAGCGAAGCGAAAAGCCGGUCGAGCUUGUGAAGAUAACUGCCGUUGGAUGUGGAAGCAAGAGGGUGCUAGAUGAGGCAGGGAGGAGGUUGGUGAGUUUUGCCAAGUCCUUGAAGUUUCGCAUUUUGUUUAAGACAGUUUUUGUUGAAGACAUUACAGAAUUAAGGGAAGAUCAUUUUGAGAUUGAAAAUGAUGAAGCUGUGGCCGUGUACUCUCCCAAUACCCUGAGGAUUUUGGUGCCAAGUCCUGAUUCCUUGGACAACUUGAUGAGGGUGUUAAGGAAGAUUAAACCGGCUAUUAUGGUUGUUGUUGAGAUUGAAGCAAACCACAACUCUCCUUUAUUUGUGAAUCGAUUCAUUGAGUCCUUGUUUUUCUUUUCAGCAUAUUUUGAUUGCAUUGAAACGUGUCUAAAUCAGGAGAAUGAGUGCAGGAUGAGAUUAGAAGCAAUAUUAUCUGAAGCAAUACGAAACAUUGUUGCAUUGGAUGACAAAGAGAGAGCAGCUAGGAAUGUGAAGAUACAUGUUUGGAGAAGGUUUUUUGCGAGAUUUAGAAUGUUUGAAACUGAAUUUAGUGAGUCAUCGGUAUACCAAGGUAACUUGGUUAUUAAAAAGCUUGGGUUGAGUAACAUUUGCACGUUAGAUAAGAAUGGAAAGAGUCUUAUCAUUGGAUGGAAGGGGACCCCAAUUCACUCCAUCUCAGCAUGGAAGUUUCUUUAA